Pochonia chlamydosporia 170 is the source of this 912-nucleotide messenger RNA. Its product is annotated as methyltransferase type 11. Gene Ontology annotation, molecular function: S-adenosylmethionine-dependent methyltransferase activity. NCBI's taxonomy places the organism in Eukaryota, Fungi, Ascomycota, Sordariomycetes, Hypocreales, Clavicipitaceae. The record is from RefSeq and is a predicted model, not a curated record. The transcript has 2 exons. Bases 1 to 912 code for a protein of 303 amino acids.
AUGUCUCUAUUCGCCAAAACAACAUUUUCUGCUGCAGGGUAUGCAGCAGCUCGGCCAUCUUACCCUGCGAGCCUGUUCAAGACAGUUCUCGCAUAUCACAAUGCAAACUCUGUCAAGGGAUCCUUGCUGGAUAUUGGAUGCGGUCAUGGAUUGAUUGCGAGAGAGCUGAGCCCUCACUUUAGCAAAGUGGUUGGUAUUGAUACCAGCCCAGGCAUGGUGAAGCAAGCUGCUUCCAUGACAAAGGAUGCCAACAUCACAUUUCGACAGGCCGGUGCCGAAGACUUGUCAUUCUUGCCAGAUCAAUCUAUUGAUAUGGUAGUGGCGGGACAGUCAGCUCACUGGUUCGACUACAACAAGGCAUGGCCAGAAUUAUCUCGGGUGGUGAAACCCGGUGGCUCGCUUGCUUUCUGGGGAUACAAGGACAACGUCCUCAUUGGGCAUGUGAAAGCCAACGAGAUAUUUGAUAGAUACUGCUAUGCCGAUGGGGAUGUCGAACCAGGCAUCGAGGGGAUGAAUGCAUAUUGGGAGCAGCCAGGACGCAACAAGGUUCGGAAUUUGCUGCGAGAGGUUGCCCCUCCGGCCAAGGAGUGGGAGGAUGUUCGACGAGAUCUCUACGAUAUUUCGGCCGAUUGCCCCAAAACUCCGGACGUUGAAACGGCCUGGAUGCAAAAGAGAAUCAAUCUUGGUCAAUUUGAAGCGUAUGUUCGAACAUUCAGUGCGGUCCAGGGCUGGCGUGAUGCCCACCCGGAGUUGAAGAGUCGGGCAGAAGGAGGCCAAGGGGAUCUUCUAGAUAUUAUGAUGGAGCGUAUUGUGGAAUCAGAGCCGCAGUGGAAGGGGCUUGGCGAUAAUUGGAGAGAUGCAGAGGUCGAUACAGUUUGGGGUACAUAUAUCCUCAUGGCGAAGAGACGGUGA